UGGGCGCCUGUUCCGCUCAUUCAGCUUCAACAUCCCCGCGAUCCACACAGUGGAGAACCAACCCCUUUUGAAGCGCUCACCCGCUGAUUGCCGAAGGGAUAACUACUCCCGCUGCGACCUCCCCUCACUUCAGCUGCACCGCCUCAGAUCGAUGAGAUCUAGCAGCACAUCUUAGCUGUUCGGCCAGUAUCAGCCACCCAAGGUUACUACUAUUAACGAAUCAACAUCGUAUCCCUCAUCGACGCAGCCGUAUCAUAUCGAUCAAGAUGGAGGACACACGGAUCCCGGUGUGGCUAGACUGCGACCCGGGACACGAUGACCUUUUCGCAAUUCUGCUCGCAGCCUACCAUCCCGCAAUCCGCGUCCUGGGCGUCUCAACCGUCUUCGGCAACGCCUCGCUUGAGAAAACAACCCGCAACGCCUGCUCCAUCCUCACCGCCAUCGGCAAAGCCUCCUCCAUCCCCGUCUACGUGGGCGCCUCCAAAGCCCUCUUCCGCCCGCCGCUGCACGCGCCGACCGACAUCCACGGCGAGACCGGGCUGGACGGGACGGACCUGCUGCCGGCGCCGACGGUGGCUCCCGUGACCGGCACGGCGGCGAUCGACGCGGCGUACGCGGCGCUCAAGGCGUGCGCGCCGGGCACGGCCUGGGUGGUCGCGACGGGCGCCUUCACCAACGCGGCCGCGCUGUUCCUCAAGUACCCGGACCUGGCGGCGCACGUGCGCGGGCUGAGCCUGAUGGGCGGCGCCCUCGGCGGCGGCUUCACGCCCGCCGUGCUGGGCCAGGUGGACGGCGUGCCCCGCGUCGGCAACUGGACCCAGUUCGCCGAGUUCAACGUGAUCGCCGACCCGGAGGCCGCCGCCGCCCUGUUUGGCAACAGGGUGCUGGCCGCCAAGACCACCCUCAUCCCGCUCGACGUGAGCCACCUCGUGCUGACGACGGCCGAGGUGCGGGAUCUGCUGCUGUACGGCCCGGAAGGGGUGGAGGCCAAGAGCCGGGCGGCGGCGGUGGUGGAGGCUGCGGACGGGACUGGGAAGAGGGCGGGCAAGUCGCGGUUGAGGGUCAUGUUGGUGGAACUGUUGAUGUUCUUUGCGAAGACGUACAGCGACGUCUUCGGCAUCACGGAGGGACCGCCGCUGCACGACCCCCUGGCGGUGGCGGCCGUCUUGACCGGCGUCGGCGACCAGCAUGAAAUCCCCUUCUGCGACCGCGAUCCCGCGGGCGAGCCGGGCCUAGCCCAGCCGGAACGCUACGAGGUGACAGUCGUCACCGAGGGGACCUACGAAGAGGCUCGCGCAGGCGCCAGGACGGGCCAGAUCACCGCGCGCUUGCUUCCUCCCGGCGAACCUGGCGUGAGGAUACCGCGAAGUUUAGAUGUCCAGCUCUUCUGGAAGGUCUUGGAGGAGUGCGUGUCGCGGGCGGACGAGGCGAUCGCUGCUGCCGAGGCCGCUGCUGCUGCGACUUCUGCGCCGCCGCCAAGUUGAUGUCGACCCAAACGGCAAAUGGGUCGGGUAAUGAUGUGGUCCAUAGACUGCGGCCCAGCAGGAUAGAAUGCAUUAUACCCCUCUUGCCAACAUACAACCAACC
Thermothielavioides terrestris NRRL 8126 is the source of this 1587-nucleotide messenger RNA. RefSeq lists its product as uncharacterized. The coding region runs from base 267 to 1484 and encodes 405 amino acids. Gene Ontology annotation, molecular function: purine nucleosidase activity. The record is from RefSeq and is a predicted model, not a curated record. Gene Ontology annotation, cellular component: cytosol. NCBI's taxonomy places the organism in Eukaryota, Fungi, Ascomycota, Sordariomycetes, Sordariales, Chaetomiaceae. The transcript is spliced from 4 exons. Gene Ontology annotation, biological process: purine nucleoside catabolic process.